UACGAUCACAGACUGGCUUGAAAUCGAGGCAUCUAAUGGAACUACCACAGUCAAGAAAAAGAUAGACAGAGAGUUAAGCCACGGAGGUGUGAGAUCCGGAAGAACCCUGAAGGGUCGUGAUCAUAACUCGGUAACUUUCCACCUUUCGGGGCUCGCUCGWCCGCUGGUCGGGGUAAGAAACAGCAUUCAAAGAGAUCAACAGACAAAAGAAAGAAGCGGAAGAUUCAAAAUGAYGAGCGUAAUCUGAAAGUAGCACAAAAAUAGAGGAUGGAAGCACAUUUUGCCGGCUUCCUUUUAUUGUGUCUUUAGAAAAGACAUCUAUAUUAGCACUUAGAAUAUAAAUGACAUUAAAUAACAUUAACGCUAAUUAUUGAUUUUUAUAAUAUCGUAAAAUUUUAGACAUAACAUACGACGUACGACCCUUUCUGACAUUAAUUACUAAGAUUUAUAAUGAAAUAUGACGUACGACCCUUUCUGACAUUAAUUAAGGAAAGAGAAAAAUACAGAAAAACCCUUAUAUCUGAGUAAAAUAUCUUGUAAUCCAUUUUGUCUACGGUAUUGACGGUUAACGUUUUUGACGUUUGACAAAUAAGAAAAACAGCGAUUUGACUGUUCACGGCUAACAUUUUGUCUACGCUAAGUGACUCCUCCCUACCAACCUCCCUUCCCCCCCUGGAGUUCAUUCAUGGAAUUUUGCUGCUCAUUUUCAGGCGAUGUUAUCAAUUAAAAACUUUCACGUAUAUGCUACUAAUACUGCUAGCGAAAAGGGCCAGUUGAGAGUAAUCCUGCAAUUUAUCGACGUUAAUAAUAAACCACCAAUAAUGACCAACAUACCUAAAACAAUAAACAUCACAGAGAUUACGGCCGUAGACACUGAGCUUUAUACUGUUUUGUAUGAAGAUAAGGACGACCAGAUAAACCAACAAACUGAAGUUUUUUUACAUGGUGGAAACGAGGAUCGUGUAUUCCGUAUGGUGAAUAGCGAAGUUUACCUCAACAAGUCAUUGGAUUACGACAAUGGUAAAAGACAAUAUGUACUGAACAUAACAGCUAAAGGUACACAAGUUGUACAGGUGGAUGCUUAUGACUUAGACAACCUUGGUGAAAGGGCUGAAUACAGAAUUUUUCCAGAUUCCAACAAAGGCAACCUAUAUUCAAUUGAUAGCAGCACAGGACAGAUCUCAGUCAAUGGACAACUUGAACUUGGAAGUCAAACACUUGUCGUUACGGCGAASUCCAAGAAGCAUGGAGCAGUUAUUACAUUCGUUACUAUCACCAUGGUUGCUGUUCGAAAUCUAAAAUUUGAUGCAAGUGUUUCGGAGGGAUCGCAGAACGUGGUUGUGAUGGACUUAUCGACUAUCGAAGCCAGCUUUAAUGUGUCAGGAGCCUCAUUCUCCAUUCAAUCUGGUAACACUGGAAAUCAUUUUGUGCUUACUGCAACAGAACUGAUAGUUGCUUCAGUGGCUCUGGAUCGAGAAGCUAUUCCAAACUACUSGAUUGUAGUCAAACUAACAAAGAAUACCACUGUUUUAGGAUUGGCUACGAUCAAUAUAAGCGUGGGAGACGUAAACGAUAACUCACCCCACUUUGAGCCUUCGUCCUACAACGUCAGUGUGAACGAAGACUUACCUGUUGGUAGUAAUGUGGUUAAGGUUACAGCGAAUGAUCCUGACUACGGUCUUAAUGGCACUGUUAAAUACGCCAUAACCGGGUUUCAAGGUAUAUUUUUCAUUCAUGAAUGUACCGGGCAGGUAAUCCUGCUAAAAAGUUUGGAUCACGAGAAAGUAAAGAGUUACGUGUUAUUGGUGCAAGCCUUCGAUUAUGGAACACCACCAAGAACCAACUCUACCAACGUUACUAUCAAUAUCMUGGAUAUCAAUUACAACUCAUCGGUGGUCUCACCAACUAUUGAGGGGACACCAUCUUUGAAUCCUGAACUCGAGACUGAUACAGGCUCUUUGGAAGUUGGUAUAUUGGCUGCAUUCUUAGCAGUUUCGCUUCUGAUCAACAUCCUGAUUGUAGUUUUCAUCGCAGUCUGGAAACUUAGGACUAACAAACAAAAUAAUGUCAAGAAUGAAGAUGCCCCAGUUUACUAUAAUGCAGAUGCCCUGGAAAUGGUAUCSUCGUCUUCAACAAUGAAUCAACAAAUUAGUUCAAAUCCUGGUCAAGAAUAUCAAGAAAGACGAGAAAGUACAGGGAACAGUAACCAAAAUCAGGAUCAUUACCAGCAACUCAACCCUGACACCCUACAAAGCAAUACAGAUGCCGCACCAACAUACGAAACACUAAAUGGUGUCAGGAUUGGUGAACGUAAUGAUCAGCACACUUAUCAAUCGCUGCUUAAUCAGCCCAGGUUUUACCAGAGCCUGCAAAGUUAUGCUAACGUAGACACUGCGUGACUUGGAUAAAAUAGCCAAGAAAAAAAACAAUAGUAAAAAUGAUUUAAAACUGUUCAAUUAAUUAAUAGACGAAAUUUUUUGCUUUUAAUUUUUUUUCCUUUCUGUAAUUUAUGUGUAACACAGCCGUAAACAAAGUUUUGUUUGCUCCUUCUCCUUUCAUAAUAUGUCUUUUAUUACAAGUAUUCUCAUCUUUGAACGACAUAUUUUAGUCAUGAUGCAUCGUAAUAAAUCGAUCGAAGACCGUUGGAGGAAAGGGCUUCAACUUUCCGAUACAUUGCAAUAAAUAUGGUUCAUCAUGAUAGAAUGUUCAUUGCAUGGCCAAAUCGGUAUUUAUUAUUCACCAUUAGAGUGUUUGUGAACAAUAAGAAAAAAAAGGCGCUUAAAAAGCGCAUGUGGUUACUCCAAAAACUGUUGUUAUGAAUAUUUUAAGAUUUUAAUAUUGUGCUGUGUGCAGGGAUGAAUAUUUAAGUAAUUUAAGUUGACGAUCUGAUUUGGGAAUUGCUGCAAAUAUGUUGGUGUCAUGGCAGACAGGUUUAAAGUCUUGGGACGGGUGACAGUUAACUGAUGACAUGUUACCUACUAAWAUUACAAUCGUUUAAAGACGGGAGAAAGUAGAGUGUGCUCGCACUUAAAGCGUGAAACAAAUAGUACUAAUUACUACUAAAUAGCGUUGAUUAUAGGAAACAAAGAAAUUUGUAGUCAGUUUCAAUGUUGCACUGUUACAAUUUUGGUGUUGGUAUUGAAUUUAAUGGUUCAAGGUCCAAUACCUUGUCUGGCAAACAAUCAUGUCUUCAAUAAUUCUAUUAAGGAGUUACUGAAUAAAGUGACAAUGACAUCUGGGAUGCACUAAUAGUAUCAUGGACUAACAUUUUUUUUGUUUUUUUUUUGCACAAUAGGAAUGAGCCUAUUUUUUUCUACUGUGAAAAUCUUGCAUGUAAUAGUUGUAUGUGCUUGAUGUGUUCCUGAUAGCUGUUCAAAGGGUCAUUUUCCUCAAUUGCAGAGCCAUUCUUGGUAGUAUUAAUACAUACACCUGAAAAAUUAAGGAAACAGUUAUUAAUUUAUGAAAGUUAUCAGAAAUAUGAAUCAGUGAGGGUAGAGUGCUUAUGUCCAUCAGAGUAGAAUAACUUGUAUCAAUAAAGUAGUUUCAAUUUAA
Molecule: messenger RNA, 3552 nt
Organism: Exaiptasia diaphana
Lineage: Eukaryota; Metazoa; Cnidaria; Anthozoa; Actiniaria; Aiptasiidae
Product: protocadherin Fat 1
Exons: 15
Coding region: 714-2399 (561 amino acids)
Biological process (GO): homophilic cell-cell adhesion
Cellular component (GO): plasma membrane; catenin complex
Molecular function (GO): cadherin binding; calcium ion binding
Source: RefSeq, a predicted model, not a curated record